CUGUUUGAAACCCUAUACGGUGCUGCCACCUGGAUUGCGAUACCUGUCGAUACCUGUGUGUCGUCAUUUAAUCGAUUUGUUUAUAAAUAAUAAGCAGUAGCGGAAUUUUACUGAAAUAUUUAUCCAGAAAGAGGGCUGGCAAUUAAUGCAGCAGCAUGCACCCAGCGCAUUGGAAUAGAGAACAUUUUAAAGCUUGCCAAAUCAUCCUGAAUGGAGCUUCAGCCUCCGUGCAAUAGCAAGAACACGGGGCCGUCUUGUUGUUGAGUCAUCAACAAUUAACAACAAAAACAAGAGCAGCAGCAGCAGCAGAAGCAGCCUUGGGGGCGACCGUUAACACCACCCGACGAGUUAGACGGUGCCACAGGUGAGAGGCACACACGAGACAAGGCGUAGUCUUUCGCCUUGAUGGCGUAAGCUGAUCCAACAAACCACCCCAUCAUCAUCGCCCAUCAACCACACAUCAGGCGUUACGCGUCGUUGACUAAGAGCAUCGCACACACGUUUCUCUAACGCUCCACUCGCCCAAUAAAAACUAUGGAGGACUACAAAUUCCUAUUCAAAAUCGUGCUCGUUGGGAACGCGGGCGUUGGCAAAACCUGCCUGGUGCGGCGCUUCACCCAGGGCCUCUUUCCCCCCGGCCAAGGAGCCACUAUUGGCGUGGACUUUAUGAUCAAGACCGUGGAGGUGGAGGGUGAGAAGAUCAAGCUACAGAUUUGGGACACUGCCGGCCAGGAGAGAUUCCGUUCGAUCACCCAAAGUUACUAUCGAUCCGCUCACGCCCUGAUCCUGGUGUACGACAUCAGUUGCCAGCCCACGUUCGACUGCCUGCCCGACUGGCUGCGUGAGAUACAGGAGUACGCCAACUCCAAGGUCCUCAAGAUACUCGUGGGCAACAAAACGGAUCGCGACGACCGCGAAAUACCCACACAAAUUGGCGAAGAGUUUGCCAAACAACAUGACAUGUACUUCCUCGAAACAUCCGCCAAAGAGGCUGAGAAUGUGGAGCGUUUAUUCUACGAGAUUGCCGCUGAACUGAUUGGCCAGGCCCGCAGCAAAGACGGCAGCAGUGCUGCAGCUGCUGCGGCCGCCCAGCGGCAGUCGGACGGCAGUUCCAUUGGAUUAGCCAGCUUAGGUGCCAAAGCAGCGCAGAGCAAUUGCUGUGGCGGUCUGGCCAAUGCUGGCGGAGGUGGCAGCGGCGGUGGUGCAAACACUAGUCAAGGCGGCUGAAAAGCGGUAGUAACUGAAAAACUAAAAUGAAAUUUGUAACUAGUUUAGGGCUUAAUCGUGAUACUCAAUCUGAUCUUUUAAUAGAUAAUUAGACAUUCAUCUGCAGUCCCUGUUUUCCCCAUGUAUUUAUUAUAAUUUCAAAUGCAAGAUAUUUUACUUUAGUUCCCCAAAGUUGCCCAAAAUCACGAUUAAGAUCUUUGAAAAACUAGCCAACACUUGACUAUGGAUGCUAAAUAUUUGUGUUAAAAGUCGAACUCCAUUGGAUGUGUAGUCGCCUGAUUAAAGCGCCUGAUUUUCUUGAUUAGUAUUAUACAUAAACAUAGACAUACAAUAGAUAUUGUAUCAAGUGAGCAUCACAUUUAUGUAAUAUCAACAUUGCAAUGCACACAAAUUCCUGUUUUUAAAAUUGAUUGUAUUGUUUCCGAAGGAGUAUUUUGUAUAUUUUAUACAUUAACAAAGGUAUCUUUUUUUUGUAACAUUUUUGUAUACAUUUACCAACCUGCAAUAUGCGUAUUUAUUUGACAUUAUUUUGUAAUGUGCAACAACCAUUUCAAAUGCAAUUUUUAAACUGGUACUCGUAUUUAGAGUGUAAGGUGAUUUUAUGACAUUCCAAAAAUUAAUUAUGUAGUUGACAAAAUAUGAGAUAAAAGGAAAUGCUGGAUGGAAACUAAACUAAAUAAAUAAUAAAUCCAUUUGUAAUUUAA
This is a messenger RNA of Drosophila pseudoobscura, 1931 nucleotides long. It is a transcript of the gene Rab30, whose product is annotated as RAS oncogene family member Rab30. Bases 535 to 1227 code for a protein of 230 amino acids. Gene Ontology annotation, biological process: vesicle-mediated transport; Rab protein signal transduction. Lineage: Eukaryota; Metazoa; Arthropoda; Insecta; Diptera; Drosophilidae. The record is from RefSeq and is a predicted model, not a curated record. Gene Ontology annotation, cellular component: Golgi cisterna; trans-Golgi network. Gene Ontology annotation, molecular function: GTP binding; GTPase activity. The transcript has 2 exons.